Molecule: messenger RNA, 1108 nt
Organism: Psammomys obesus (fat sand rat)
Lineage: Eukaryota; Metazoa; Chordata; Mammalia; Rodentia; Muridae
Gene: Tmem176a
Product: transmembrane protein 176A
Exons: 7
Coding region: 156-881 (241 amino acids)
Cellular component (GO): membrane
Source: RefSeq, a predicted model, not a curated record
GCUGCCUGCCAGGAAGCAGUGAAGUCUACUCAUCCUUCCCUCCCCUCUGGCUCUGACCCAAGAACUUCCUCGCUGAAGUUCUCAAUUCCACCCAGCUCCGCCCUGCUCCCUGCAGCCUUGCCUCUGCAUACUCCCCUGGUCCCAGAGGAAAGCAGAUGAUGUCCACAGACAUGGAGACUACAGACGUCCGUGAGGUGGACCCUGAGGCCCCACAACCCACCCAGAUUAACGUGCACAUCCAUCAGGAAUCUGCUCUUGCCAAACUUCUGCUGGCCGGAUGCUCAGUGCUAAAGCUUCCAGCAUCUGCCUCGGCCCGGAGCCUGGGCAGCAGCAGCAGGCUGCUGGUGGCCUCCUGGGUGGUGCAGAUAGUGCUGGGGAUUCUGAGUGUGGUUCUGGGUGGAACCCUCUACACCUGCCAGAAUUUAGUAGUGGAUAUGUCGGGCGCCCCUUUCUGGACUGGGAUCGUGGCUAUGCUGGCUGGAGCUGUUGCCUUCCUUCACAAGAAAUGGGGUGGCACCUGCUGGGCCCUAUUGAGGACCCUUCUCGUGCUGGCAAAUUUCUGCGUGGCUGUGGCCGCCAUUGUUCUUGGGGCUCGUAGGUUCAAUCAUUUCCAUUACUAUCUUGGAAAUUAUAUCUGUAAAGACUCUUCUUCAGAUCGCUGGUUCAAACCCGUCAGCACCCCAGUUCCUGAAGAAGCUGAUAGGAGAAGCUUGUGCAUACUCUACAUAAGCAUGCUAAGGACCUUGCUCCUGAGCCUCCAGGCAAUGCUCUUGGGCGUCUGGGUGCUGCUGCUUCUGGCCUCUCUCACCCCUGUAUGUGUUUUCUUCUGGAAAAGAUGCUUCACAAAGGCGAUGAGAAGAAACCUCUGGGUGCAAGUGUGAUCUAGCCCUGCCUGUCCACUCGCUCUGGGUGUCCCUCCUUCAGAGACCUGAAAGAAGAGCCAGAGAGGAGUAAAAGGACCCGACCCCACUGUCAGGGCCACGGCCACUGCCUGGCUCCAUCCAGCACCACAGCAGCACUUGCUCACUUCUCCUUUACCCUCGCCAUGCUGGGUCCCUUCUCAGGCAGUGACUUGGUAAUAAACUCUUGUGUAUUGUUUGUCCCUCCA